AUGGCCUCCUCAGCCGAUCCCGACGCCUCCACGCCACCAGCCGCGCCGCAGCUGGAGCCCGCACGGAAGGCGGUCCGCGUGGUGGUGAAGGGCCGCGUCACGGGGGUGGGGUUCCGCGACUGGACGGCGUCCACGGCCGAGUCGCUCGGCCUCGCCGGUUGGGUCCGCAACCGCCGCGACGGCAGCGUGGAGGCCCUCCUCUCCGGCGACCCCGCGAAGAUCGAAGACAUGAUAACCCGCCGCCUCCCCGUCGGCCCCCCACCCGCCACCGUCACCGCCGUCGUCCCGUCCCCGGCUGAGCCCGUCGAUCCGUCCGCCGGGUUCGAGAUCAAGUUCACCGUCUGA
Miscanthus lutarioriparius is the source of this 345-nucleotide messenger RNA. The record is from the annotation of a GenBank genome assembly. Lineage: Eukaryota; Viridiplantae; Streptophyta; Magnoliopsida; Poales; Poaceae.